AUGUCAAGUGUUCGAACGAGACGGCAGGCUGCUGCGAUAUCUACUCCGGCUACUCCGACGCCAGAACCAAGAGAUCAGAUCAUCAUGAAUGGGAAUGGAGCAGCUUCGGAUGGGGAGGGAAAGGAGCUUCAUCCCCAGGAGAACAUCUUUCUUUUUUGGCCGAAUGUUAUAGGCUAUUUUAGAAUUGUGCUCGCUUUUGCUUCCUUAUAUUACAUGCCACUACACCCUCGAACCUGCUCAAUACUCUACUCGGUAUCUUGUCUUCUGGACGCCCUGGACGGUUAUGCUGCUCGCGCAUUCGAACAAUCGACUCGUUUUGGAGCUGUUCUUGAUAUGGUUACGGACCGAUGUACAACAGCUUGCUUACUGGUUUUCCUUUCCUCCGCCUGGCCACGAUGGGCACUUGUUUUCCAGGGACUGAUCUCUUUGGAUCUCGCCAGCCAUUAUAUUCAUAUGUAUGCGACUUUGAGCAUGAGUGGUGGUGAUGCCAGUCACAAGAAGGUCGAUAAGUCCAGAAGCUGGAUUUUGAAUUUGUAUUACACCAACAAGACGGUGUUGUUCCUCUUCUGCAUGUUCAAUGAGGUCUUCUUCAUCGCCCUAUACCUCCUCUCCUUCUCCUCGCCCUUCCUCUCACCUCAAUUAUUAGAGGUCAAAAAAGCCGGCGAUGCCGCAUCCACCCUCCAACCCGGCAACCCAGCAGUUCCUCCUUCCUCCCUCAUCUUCGCCAAUCCACAUAGUGCCGCUGCAUUGGAAUAUGCACGAUCAAACAAGAUGGAUUCCACGAUCCCUUGGAUCAUUGCUGGAAUUAGUCUCCCGAUCAUGGCGGGCAAGCAAUUCAUCAAUGUCAUUCAAUUAGUCAAAGCUAGCAAGUGGUUGGCUGAGGGUGAUCUCGAAAUGAGGAGAAUCGCUGGUCUACCAAGGAAGAACAAAAUGAAGUAA
This is a messenger RNA of Glarea lozoyensis ATCC 20868, 939 nucleotides long. RefSeq lists its product as uncharacterized. Gene Ontology annotation, cellular component: membrane; Golgi apparatus. Gene Ontology annotation, molecular function: CDP-diacylglycerol-inositol 3-phosphatidyltransferase activity. Gene Ontology annotation, biological process: phosphatidylinositol biosynthetic process. NCBI's taxonomy places the organism in Eukaryota, Fungi, Ascomycota, Leotiomycetes, Helotiales, Helotiaceae. The transcript is spliced from 3 exons. The record is from RefSeq and is a predicted model, not a curated record. Bases 1 to 939 code for a protein of 312 amino acids.